Molecule: messenger RNA, 744 nt
Organism: Aureobasidium melanogenum CBS 110374
Lineage: Eukaryota; Fungi; Ascomycota; Dothideomycetes; Dothideales; Saccotheciaceae
Product: HAD-like protein
Exons: 2
Coding region: 1-744 (247 amino acids)
Source: RefSeq, a predicted model, not a curated record
AUGGCCGGCAAAGAGCUUAUUCUGUUCGACUGCGACAACACUCUCGUCCUGAGUGAACACCUUGCGUUCGAGGCUUGCGCCGAGCUUGCCAACGAGAUUCUGGAAAAGCAUGGAAAGUCGGAUCGCUACACUGGCCCUCAACUCCUCAAGGAGUUUGUAGGUCAAAACUUCAGAGGCAUGAUGGUGUCUCUGCAGAAGAAGUACGGCUUCGAGAUCCCCGAGGCCGAGUUCAACCAGUACGUUGACCGCGAGCUCGGCAAGGUUGUUGAGACACUCGAGAAAAAGGCCGAGCCCUGCGACGGUGCUACCGAGGUACUCGAAAAGUUAUUCAAGAGCAAGAAGUACGGUCUUGCUGUUGUAUCGUCAUCGGCUCUCUCAAGAGUUCAGGCUUCCAUUCGCAAGGUCGGCCAGGACAAGUUCUUCCCCGCAGAGCACGUCUACAGUGCUGCCACCUCUCUCGAAAAACCAACCUCGAAGCCGGACCCUGCCAUCUAUCUCCAUGCAUGCAAGGAGAUUGGUGUCGAGCCCAGCCAAUGUGUGGCUAUCGAGGACAGCAAGUCUGGGGCUACCGCCGCGAAGAACGCCAAGAUUCCUCUUAUCGGCUACGUUGGUGCUUACGAAGACAAGGAAGAAGUUGACAAGAUGGCCAAGAUGCUGACCGAGGAGUGUGGUGCUAUCACUAUCAUGUAUCACUGGAACGAAUUCUUUGACUGCCUGGCCAAGGUCGAGCAGGCUGUCGCAUGA